CCCAACUCCAGUCAGUGUCUCUCGGACUCGCUUGCCACACUUCUCCACCCACUCAAUUGAUUGAUCUGCACUCUCUUUCCACUCGUUUUUCCUUCCGUCGAUUUCCGUUGUUCUCUUAAUUGCGGGCGGGUCCUGCAACAUUCCCGCUGCAUUUCCUCCCUCUCUUCUCCAAACCUCGAAUGAAUGAUGCGCCCCAAGCCGGCGUCUUCCCUACAGAAGACCUACGAUGAUUGCUAUCUGAUGUGCUCAACUGCCGUCUAUUUCGAGGGUCAGAAUAAUGAAGAGGAAGCCUUAAGAUCUUGGCGCUCCGCCCUGGAAACGAUCUACUAUCACAACGCUUAUCGUGUCCCCGCCAAGUAUACUCCCAAAAACGAAACCGAACGGGCCCUGCAGGACUCCAUCCGUCAACUGGAGCUGCAAUGCCGCGAGCGAGUCGAUCUCCUGCAAGCCCUCCGCGAGAGUAGGAAGGAUACGUCAGGCAAAUCGCCUCCGCGAGCCACCCCCGGCUGGAUCGGCGACGGCACUGUCCCCGCCGUUGGAUACACCGAUCUCUCCAAACCGCCCACCAUCCCUGGUCGUCCGACUCCCACCACCACCGUCAGCUCCGAGUCCAUCAGACGGGAGUCCGCCAGCGCCGCCACUUCUCCCCCCAUGCCCGGAACCCCCGCCCUGCGCACCCAGUCGCAUUCCCCGAGCAAGCCCGAUUCGCGCACCUCGAGCCCCGAACGGCGCAAGCUGACCAUGCCGUUCACCCUGCGCAGUUCCGAGAUUAAGAAACAGACCAAGAAGAAGGACAGCCCCCGACGGAGGGAGCUGCGGCCGGCCGCAGCCUCUCAGGCCGCGGGGCUAGCCUGGGGUAGUAUCUAUCCAUCGUUCACGGCGCCAGACAAGGCGGCCAGUGAUGCGGCUUUGGCCUCGACGCGCGCCUCCAACGACUCCAGCAUUCGAAAAGAAUUCGAAUCCCGACGACCACUCUCAGGCGAUGAACGUAUUUCGAGAAGAGCAACACAUCCCGCGAAUGAUCCGGACGAACGUCGAAUCGGUCGGAAACCCCGUGCGUCAGACCAGUCGGUAUCGCAUCGGCCUCCGACGAAGAGAACGGCCACUUCAUCUUCAACUACCACCCCGACGACAUCGACGCACCGCAGACCAACCGGUGAAGUUCGACAUCAGUCCUCGAAUCAAUCGCUCCCCACUUCGGUCGGUCCGGAGUCAAGGAGCGUCAUCCGGCCGCAACCUCCCCCCAAACCUUCUGUCAAACCGAAGCCAGUAUCCCUGCGGUCACCUCAUCCCACAUCCUCCCCAAGUGGUGUUUCUCCACACCCACCGGAUGGUCUGGGCAAGCCGCGGACCCAUCCGGCCUCACGGCCACGGAUCACACCCACCUCGUCUACUGAUGGCGGGCUGGGUCCAGGGCUGGAUCGGCUGACACUUUCACCCAGCACUCCCGUAGCCGCUCAAUCGCCGCGACUAUUGAAACGUACCGUGACGCCACCCUCCAGCGAUCCGGAGUCAUUGGGCCCCAAGUCCACAGACCCGGACGAGGAGGACCCGGAGGACGAAGACGAAGAAGAUGCGAUCGAGAAUGUCAUGAACAAGCUGCCCAAGGGCGUCGACGUGACCGCUGCACGCCAGAUUCUGAACGACAUCGUCGUCCGCGGCGACGAAGUACAUUGGGACGACAUCGCUGGUCUGGACGGGGCCAAAAAGGCCCUCAAAGAAGCCGUGGUCUACCCGUUCCUCCGCCCGGACCUUUUCUCAGGUCUCCGCGAACCAGCCCGCGGCAUGCUCCUGUUCGGACCGCCAGGCACAGGCAAAACCAUGCUCGCUCGCGCGGUGGCCACAGAAUCCCGAUCGACCUUCUUCUCCGUCUCCGCUUCCACGCUCACCUCCAAAUGGCACGGCGAGAGCGAGAAACUCGUGCGCGCCCUCUUCGGCCUGGCCAAAGCGCUGGCGCCGUCCAUCAUCUUCGUCGACGAGAUCGACUCCCUCCUCUCCGCCCGCUCCUCCGGCACGGAAAACGAAGCCUCCCGCCGCUCCAAAACCGAGUUCCUCAUCCAAUGGUCCGACCUGCAACGCGCCGCCGCCGGCCGCGAGCAGAAGGACAAGAAACUCGGCGACGCCAGCCGUGUCCUCGUCCUCGCCGCCACCAACAUGCCCUGGGACAUCGACGAGGCGGCCCGCCGCCGCUUCGUCCGCCGACAAUACAUCCCACUCCCGGAGCACCAUGUCCGUGAACAACAGCUCCGCAAGUUGUUAAGUCACCAGAUCCACGAGUUAACGGAUGAGGACAUCGAGGUCCUGGUCCAGGUCACAGAGGGCUUUUCCGGCUCCGACAUGACCGCCUUAGCCAAAGACGCUGCCAUGGGCCCGCUCCGCAACUUAGGGGAAGCCUUACUUCACACCCCGAUGGACCAGAUCCGACCGAUCCGAUUCCAGGAUUUCGAGGCCAGUCUGCUCUCCAUUCGGCCAAGUGUCAGUAAAGAAGGGUUGCAGGAGUACGAGGAGUGGGCGAGACAGUUCGGUGAGAGGGGGGGAUAAUCCUUUUCCCUUCCUUCCUGUCUGUCCUCUCUCUCUCUCUGUUGCUUAUUCCAAGAAUGAAUAAAACAUAUGCUGUCCAUGCAGAUUGUGCUUUUUUCUUUUCAUCCCGUGUUCAAGGAAUGGAAUUAUAGUUGGGAUUGGAUGGGGUUGAAAGGAGUAAGAAGUAUUUACUUCUGGCUUCUGUUCAAUAAUCACAGGCGUCACAGGCGUCCAAAAAAAACAACUUCGUUUUUGGCUUCCGGCUGUUGUUCUGGGGUGUAUGGAUGUGUGAUGGGUGGACUUCAAUCGGGGAAUGCGGUGUCUUGUUGGGUUCUUCUUGCUUACUCUGGAGUUUGACGAUGGGUGAUGGCUGAAUGAGGAUAUAUGUAGGUAUAUGUACAGUACCUGAUUCUAGGCUUAUGGGUCGUGGGUUGAUUAUAUACCUCCUAAGUUGACUAUGAUAUGGUAUGGUGGUUGAUUAUCUAGG
This is a messenger RNA of Aspergillus homomorphus CBS 101889, 3007 nucleotides long. RefSeq names its product putative AAA family ATPase. Gene Ontology annotation, molecular function: ATP hydrolysis activity; ATP binding. The transcript is spliced from 3 exons. NCBI's taxonomy places the organism in Eukaryota, Fungi, Ascomycota, Eurotiomycetes, Eurotiales, Aspergillaceae. The record is from RefSeq and is a predicted model, not a curated record. Bases 184 to 2541 code for a protein of 785 amino acids.